CCAUGUAUUCAGUUUCCUUAUGGAUAACGUAACGACAAUGCGCGCCCGCUGAGCACAUGGAUUCUAGAGCUCGUGGGCACAUUUACCCAAUGAUGUCACCAGAAACGGUGUUUCACCAUAGCCAUGAAGUCCAAUUACAAUAAGUAGGCUAAAAGUGCACUGAAAGACCUGAAAAGCAUACGCUUGAACACUAAACACUUUGUGCAUGUUGUGAGUUUGAUCUACAGCCAAUAAGUGUGCCAGUCAAGUGCAUUGAUGAACUUUAAUGCACUGAGGCGGUCUUCUUCAGCCCAUUGCUGAUAGUUUUCAAUUCCAUCAUUCUGAAACGUAUCAUAGUUUGAGAAGAUGGAAUUUGCCAUGGUGGGCGCGGACAGUGGGGGUUGCAACACCCACCUGCCCUACGGAUAUGCCCAAACUCGCGCCAGAGAGCGCGAGAGGGAGAGACAGACUCGCGCGGCGGCGGCUGAAGCCGUAACGGUUGGAGAGGGAGGUGGGUGCUGUGGCAAUCCCCACAACCUCCCGCAUCAUAGUCGCAACGCCUCUUCAACGAAUGCCAACAACAGUAGCGCCGGUACCGCCUCGCGCCCCUCCUCCUCCUCCUCCCAACAGCAGCAACAACAGCAACAGCACGAGUCACCACAGCACCUUCCCAGAGAGCGAAAAAAGCAACGAGGCGUCGCGCGCUGGAGACGGAACCGCGCGGCACUCGGCGGGGAUCUACGCCACUCAGAGUUGGCGCUCCUAGGAUCCGAGGAGGACAUCAUGAUAGAGGAGGAAGAGGCCGAGGGCGAGGAGGAAGAGGAGGACAGGGGAAGCAAGAGGUCGAGUUUUCUCUGUAACGUGGACGAUGAAGAGACAGUUUCCUUAACGGACCGACAUCCUCAGUCAGGAUAUGAAAAUGUUUACAGUGAGUACGGCUGCUGCGAGAGAGUUGUCAUCAACGUGUCGGGCUUGAAGUUUGAAACUCAGCUGAAGACUCUCGCGCAGUUUCCGGACACUCUUCUGGGAGACCCUGAGAAACGAAUCAGGUACUUCGACCCGCUGCGCAACGAAUACUUUUUUGACAGGAAUCGACCAAGCUUCGACGCCAUUCUAUACUACUAUCAGUCAGGGGGCCGGUUAAAGAGACCCGCCAAUGUGCCGUUUGACAUAUUUUCCGAGGAAGUGAAGUUCUAUGAACUUGGGGAAGAGGCAAUGCUGAAGUUUCGCGAAGAUGAGGGCUUUGUGAAAGAGGAAGAGAAACCGCUACCCGAGGACGAGUUCAAACGUCAAAUUUGGCUCUUGUUCGAGUAUCCGGAGAGUUCCAGUCCAGCCAGAGGGAUUGCGGUCGUGUCAGUGUUGGUUAUCGUCAUAUCCAUCGUCAUAUUUUGUUUGGAGACAUUGCCAGAAUUCAGGGACGACAAAGAAUUCCAUAGCCCAGGUAAAAAUUCCACACACGCCGACAACGGAUUUACGCCGUUCAACGACCCCUUUUUCAUCGUUGAGACGGUGUGCAUCAUUUGGUUCUCGUUUGAGAUCAUUGUCCGUUUUUUCGCGAGCCCCAGCAAAGCUGCUUUCUUCAAAAACCUCAUGAACACCAUAGACAUUGUCUCAAUUUUGCCUUAUUUCAUAACUCUCGGCACAGAACUCGCGCAACAACAACAACCGCAAGGCAACGGGCAACAGGCAAUGAGCUUUGCGAUCCUGAGAAUAAUACGACUUGUCAGAGUGUUUAGGAUCUUCAAACUGUCUCGACACUCCAAAGGUCUCCAGAUCCUCGGACACACUUUGCGCGCGAGCAUGCGAGAACUGGCGCUGCUCAUCUUCUUCCUCGUCAUCGGUGUCAUCCUGUUCUCCAGCGCCGUGUACUUCGCCGAGGCGGAUGAACCCACGUCACAGUUCACGAGCAUCCCAGACGCUUUUUGGUGGGCUGUAGUGACUAUGACCACGGUGGGUUACGGGGACAUGAAGCCCAUAACGGUCGGAGGAAAAAUAGUGGGCUCGUUGUGCGCAAUAGCAGGUGUCCUGACCAUUGCUCUUCCAGUCCCCGUCAUCGUAUCCAACUUUAACUACUUCUACCACCGGGAGACUGAUAACGAGGACCAAACGCCCGUUGUCGAGCAACCCCCGCCGGGUUGCCCGUAUUUUCCGGAUUUCCUCAGAAAAUGCAAAGGGUCCCCAUCGGGAUCCUCUUUGGGUGACAAGGCGGCCGAGUAUAUGGAGAUGGAGGAAGGCGUGACAGAAUCUCUAUGCGGUGCUGACACACAGAGCCCAAAUAGAGGGAACGGUACUGACAUAGGCGGGAAAAACAGUUCACAUUCACGAACACUACAGACAGAUGUAUGAUUAUAGAAAAUGGUAACCUUCUCGUGAGGUUUUCGUGUGACUGCACAAAUAAAUCAGUCAACAGCACACAUGCACAACUUGAAGACAUAGACGCGCGUGCGCAAACACACACAGAGACACUCGCAUUCACUCUCAUGCAGUUCCGGACCUAAGCUGAAGCAUUUUUGCAAUGUGGCUACUUUUGUAGAGAAACAUAGCUAUCCUGUAAUCAAGUGACAGGCGACACAAAAAUCACCAGCUUUACGUGACGUGGAGAGGUGUCUAUAUCGCCCCACCUGUUCUGUUGACAGAACUGAACAACAAAGAAGGCAACAAAAAGGAAUUUGCAUAAGCACUUUAUGAGUUACAUUUGUCAGUAAUUGUAGGAAAAAAGAGAAGAGUUCUUAUCUAAUGCUAUUAUGCAAUAACGUUUAAAUCGUUUGCACUAUCAUCAGUUCUGUUAUAGUCUCCCAGAUAAAAGAAAUAGAUGUAACAUUGAGCCAGAGAGAGAUAAUAAUAAUAAUGAUAAUAAUAUAAAUUGCGUUAUUAAUUUGAAAUUAUAUAUAGCAAAUACACGCUGAAACCUUUGUUGUCAAGAACAAUUAAGCGAAUGUGUCCCAUACUAACUAAUUAUUCGAACGUACCAUUUGUAUUAAUUGGAGAGCAGCAUGUUGCGCAAGGCAAUGAUAUCUAAAAUCCCAUUAUGGUAAACAAAUGUGUCAGCAUGCCAGUAUUUAGUACGUAGUACACUCUGGUAAAAACCCUUUUAGCCCACUCCUGUCUAGUUAUUUGUGCAUUGUCCAGGGUGGAUGAAAUGUAAUUUUAGUCAGUCCCUGUUGUGAGUAUUAAAGAAGAAAGAAAAUAUCGAUAUUAUUUUUUGUGAAACGGUACACUGCAUUCUUUAGUUCAUUAGCAAACACUAUAACUCAUUCAUCAUGCGAUCAAGGAUUCAUUCUCUCUGAGCAUAAAUGUCACUUUCUGGUAUGCUGUGGCCAAAAUACCGGUUUCACAACUGUCUCACAAAAUAAACACCUUGUCUAACAGAAUCGAUGACACCAUGGCUUGAAGGAUCAGUUUGGCCACUGCUACUGUUAUGGGAGUAUAUUUCAAGGGAAUGCUUCAUGCAAUUAAUUGUUCUUCGUCCCUUUACCAAAAUGACAAUGCAUCCCUUUAUAAAAUGUACAGCCAAACAGCACUGAUGGAAACAUGAACUCGCUGGUUUGGUGGACUUCAUGCACAAGAGUACCUGCGUUCCACAGCGAAUUCUAGUCCUCCUGGAGUGCACGAUGACCACUGGGCAUGCGCAGUUCAUUGUGAGAGACACGCGAUAAACUUUGUGAAAGAAUGUUGCCACUGACACAAGUCUACAAAUGCAGUCACUACUGGCCCUGUCUUGGUGGAUAUCAAUCAUAUGAUCGCAUGACCUCUAAUGCAAGUAAGAGAGAGUGGGUGUUGUGAGUCUUGUCUAUGAGAGACUUUCCCAUCAGCCUUUGGACUCCUACAAAGAGGAAUAGCCACAACUGACAGUCAGUGGAUGGGACGGACCUGUUGCCACAGGUGUCAUUGAAGUUACGGCUGGACAUCAGAUGAAAAUGGACACUGCAGCCUCUUCAACGAGCCGUAAGACAGGAAGUCCAUCGUCAAGCCAGGUGUCAAUAACUGUUUUAGACCCGCCCUAAUAAAUGCCUUAAAGACACAGUACACUACAUCUCUAUGUAGAGGAACCUGCAGCAGGAGACCUCUUAAAAAAAGCUUGACAUGUUUUAAUUUUCCUCUUUACGAGUGAAUCAGUGUCUUGCAAGAAACAGAUGUGAAUAUUUUCUUAUAAUAGAGAAAUAUUUGUUUGGGUGUAAAAUUGCCACUUGUUUUUGUUCGGUAGGCCUGGUGAAAGGUGUUAAAUAUAAGUAAAGGGAAAGUCUACUGUCUGUCUGUGGCAGCCUCUUCCAUUUAGUUUUGUCCUUUUUUAUUUCCUAAACCAAAAGACUGCCAGCUGGAACUGAGAAAUUCAGCUGCAGUGUUUAAUGAUGUCAGUUUGGACGCCCUUCUGUGGUCACACAUUUACAGUACGAAUGCAGGGUCAAAAUCACAUCCCCCUCAUCGCCAAACUCAUUUUUUUUGCAAGACCUCAAAUCUAUACUAUUCAAAACCUGGUCUCAUACAAUCACGUUACUAUUCCUACAUUUUUGCAAAUUUAUUUUUAUGUUGCUUAUUGUACCUAUUCCAGUUUCACCAGUACAACCAAUUUCCUGAUGAAAUGAACACUACAAGCGCUAUAACAAUGACCUUAUUCACAGUAGCGCCAUCUUUAAUUUUUACGGGAAUGACAACGAGGCUGUGAGGGAUAGACUCUUUAAUGGGUUAUAGUGUUGUUUAGUGUUUUGGAUCGUUCCACUGACAAAACAUUGAAAAGAAAAAAAACUUAAUUCUAAGAAAUUUUGGUAGAUGAAAAACUCUAAAGUUGGAAAAUUAGUGAUUUAGGAGCUGCAUACAACUUUACGCAAUGCAUUGAAGAGACUGUAGGUCUUUCCCUCACAGCCUCGUUUUCAUUCACGUCAGAAAUCAAAUAUGCGCUUCUAUGAAUAAGGUCUAUAGAUCAAAGAUUUGUAAGGUGAUACAUUUUAACUUUUGCAUUAAAUAAACAACUACAUUUACAAGUCUUUUCAAACACACUCAAGUUGCACGGUAUCUCAACUGAUAGAGUGUUGCAUUCGCUCUUCUGGGUGCAAGUCCAGAAAAGCAUGGGAGUCGACACAUGAGACAAAAGUAUCAUAGCAGCGCCAUAAAAAAUUAACUGGGCACUGUUUUCCAAAAGCAUCGUAUGCCUAAUAGAUUGUAGAAACCACCGGUGCAAUUUUGAGAAACGCGCCAUGGUUGCUUCAGGAAUUGCUUUUUUCGUAUCACAUUUGUUUUUAUCACAUUAAUGUCAUUUUGCAAAUACACUAUAUUGCCAAAAGUAUUCGCUCACCCAUCCAAAUAAUUGAAUUCAGAUGUUCCAAUCACUUCCAUGGCCACAGGUGUAUAAAAUGAAGCACCUAGGCAUGCAGACUGCUUCUACAAACAUUUGUGAAAGAAUGGGCCGCUCUCAGGAGCUCAGUGAAUUCCAGCGUGGUGCUGUGAUAGGAUGCCACCUGUGCAACAAGUCCAGUCGUGAAAUUUCCUCGCUACUAAAUAUUCCACAGUCAACUGUCAGUGGUAUUAUAACAAAGUGGAAGCGAUUGGGAAUGACAGCAACUCAGCCACAAAGUGGUAGGCCACGUAAAAUGACAGAGCGGGGUCAGCAGAUGCUGAGGCGCAUAGCUCGCAGAGGUCGCCAACUUUCUGCAGAGUCAAUCGCUACAGACCUCCAAAGUUCAUGUGGCCUUCAGAUUAGCUCAAGAACAGUGUGUAGAGAGCCUCAUGGAAUGGGUUUCCAUGGCCGAGCAGCUGCAUCCAAGCCAUACAUCACCAAGUGCAAUGCAAAGCGUCGGAUGCAGUGGUGUAAAGCACGCCGCCAGUGGACUCUAGAGCAGUGGAGACGCGUUCUCUGGAGUGAUGAAUCACGCUUCUCCAUCUGGCAAUCUGAUGGACGAGUCUGGGUUUGGCGGUUGCCAGGAGAACGGUACUUGUCUGACUGCAUUGUGCCAACUGUGAAGUUUGGUGGAGGGGGGAUUAUGGUGUGGGGUUGUUUUUCAGGAGCUGGGCUUGGCCCCUUAGUUCCAGUGAAAGGAACUCUGAAUGCUUCAGCAUACCAAGAGAUUUUGGACAAUUCCAUGCUCCCAACUUAGUGGGAACAGUUUGGGGAUGGCCCCUUCCUGUUCCAACAUGACUGCGCACCAGUGCACAAAGCAAGGUCCAUAAAGACAUGGAUGAGCGAGUUUGGUGUGGAAGAACUUGACUGGCCUGCACAGAGUCCUGACCUCAACCUGAUAGAGCACCUUUGGGAUGAAUUAGAGCGAAGACUGCGAGCCAGGCCUUCUCGUCCAACAUCAGUGUCUGACCUCACAAAUGCGCUUCUGGAAGAAUGGUCAAAAAUUCCCAUAAACACACUCCUAAACCUUGUGGAAAGCCUUCCCAGAAGAGUUGAAGCUGUUAUAGCUGCAAAGGGUGGGCCGACGUCAUAUUAAACCCUAUGGAUUAAGAAUGGGAUGUCACUUAAAUUCAUACGCGUCUAAAGGCAGAUGAGCGAAUACUUUUGGCAAUAUAGUGUACGUAGACACGGGCACGUAAUUUUCAUGAGAUCAGGCUGAAUAAUUAAGAAUCGUUAGCUGUAUCCUUGUCAUCAAAAUCCUGAAAGUUUUGUAACACCCAGAGGAGUUAAACAUUAGUAAUAGUCAUGUAAAAUGGACCUACAGUAUAUGUUUGCUUUUUUGUUGGUCUUCAAGGUGCAGAUUAAUGACAGAGCAGAGGGGGGUGAAUUAUGGGUACCAUCAGACUCGCUGGACAGCUGGUUGAUGUUCAUGUAAUUCGGUGCAGUACUGGACUGAUGCCCGAUGCUCAGAUGACGAAAUGGGUCUGCUGCUCUCUGCAGUUGUGUGCGCCUGGUGUAUCCACAUUAAAUAUCGGCGAUGCCCAGAUUUGGCCAACCUCUACAGAGUUUGGUUUAUAAAGAUUAAAAGUCAGUUAAUUGCAAUAGGAAUAACAGUGAGCACUGCAGCACUCCGAAAGUGUAUCACAGUACUAAGCUGUUGUGAACUGGGAAUUUUGGUAAUGCAGUUCAAUUCCCCCUUCCGCAAAACUCUCUGUAAAUGGUGCCCCCCAACAGAAGACUGCAAAUUAUAGUGCCACACACCGACAGCAUGACAAUAAAGCCACAUAUAAACAGAUCUGCAAGUCAUAUUCCCAGUUAACUAAUAGUCUUUCUGUGAGACAAUGGUGGUGAAAAAAACACAAGGAGACACAACUGAAAGAUUCGAUACUCUCUCUGAAAUGACUGCCCCACUGUACUCCCUUUUUCUUUCACUAACACUCUGCCUCUGUCUUUUUUUCCCCUUCCCUGCCUAUCUGACAUGCAACCAAGCAUGCAGACCGGGGCUUAUGCACACUGUUUUCUUCUCUUUCUCUCUCUGUCUGUCUCUAUCUUUCUCCUGUAUCUUUACCUGUUGGAAUAUAGUCUGAAUAGACAUGCCAGAAUUUUAAUAAAGGAUAAAAGAUUUGUGGUCUAUAUGAACUUAUAGAAUAUAAACAUGAACAAUGUAUAGAACGAACCAGCUGCUCUGUUGUCAUGGAUAUACAUUCAAGUAAUCUGUAUGCAAAGUUCUAUGGAAGUGUACUAUCUAUUUUUUUAAAUCUAGCCUUGAAUAAUAUAUAACCAAAGUCGAACCCUAAAAAUCUAUGUUCUAUGUUUGGACCUUUAUUUUUUGAAGAGAAUUAGACCUAGUAAAACUAGAUGCACAUGAAACACGAUGUAUGUACAUAAGCAGAUGUCUAUUUUAUUGUGUCCUCAAGGUCACGCGUCAUUUUAGGCAGAUCUACUUUUUUGACUGUUAGCCUUCUGAGUCCCAGGCCCUGUUUUCUCUUGUUCUUCUGAUUCGUAAUGGUUUUUGUGAAAAUCGUGGAAGCCGAUCCUGCCAGUCGCAGACUCUCUCCUCAGCUCUCUCUCUCUUUUUAGCGUGUGUGUUAGUUGACUGGUCUCUUUAGCAGAGGACCACUUGCUAAGUACUUUUCAUAAACUGAACAUAAGAUCAUCAGGCAAAUCAGCACCAUGAAGCAUCUGAACAUGGAGCAUUGCUUCACGUCACAUGUUGUAGAUCUGCAUAUGGCUUUAAUAUGUAUAUAACAAGUAAUAUUAUGAUGUCAAUAUGACACGUUGCUCUGUGCAAUCGGAAUGGUUUACACUGAAGAACAAGCAUUCCUUAACAUCCACGGUGUGAUGCGCAGUUCUCUUUCUUUAUACACUGAGUCAACAGCCAAGAAUUAUCAGCCAAACGUGAGGAGACUUUGUUUCCAUGGAGAUGCUCUUCCAGUGCUGACUGGUCAGCUGAGUUUGGAGAAAGAGGGAGCUUUAGCCUGUGAAAAAGGAGAAUUACCUGCUAAAUGAGAUGAACCAUAUCAGCACAUCCUCUCAAUGAUUUGAUGUAAUGUUUAUCUUGUUCACAUCUAAGUAUACUCGUUCAAAUAGUUUGCUAACUGUUGCUGUUUAAUGUACACAGGAGAACAUAAUGCAAAUUAGAGAUCUCUAAAAGCUUACUUAUUCGAUACAACAUACCACAUUACUAUUAAGAAUUCUGCUGUCUGAUUGGAAAACAGUCAGAUAAAGCCACUGUGUGAGAGACAUUCAGUCAAAACUAAAAGGAGCCAUUGAAAUGCAUCUUAAAAAAUAGCAAUCAUAGAGUACCUGAAAAAAAUAAAAAUAAACUUAGUUCACCAAUGUGAUAUUUGAUGUAACGUAUAAACACAGUUUUGUCGUGGCUUUAAUUAUAGCAUGGACUAUAAUGUGACCGCAGUUGUCUGCACAUUGUUAAUGGAUUUCAGUGAGCUUAGAUAAAUUCUUUUGAAGCAUAAUUAGGCAUUUUUCACUUUUGUAAAGUGUCGUAAUGGACAGAGUUACCCGUGUAACGCUUGGCUACUUACCCAUAUAGUAAUGAAACCGCGGGAGAACAUUGCUGACUGGAAAAGAUCUCUUUCAGUUACCAGAUCAGAUUACUUAUUGCGUCAGUCAUACACUGCCGUACGCUACAGGUGGCUAAAGGAACAAUCACACGCAAGGACAAAGUUUUCUACAAAUCCAUAAAAAGAUAAAUCAGAAAUAAGUAUCGAAUAUAUCCGCUAAUAUAUAUAUCCAGUUCAGAAGUCCCAUCGAUGAGAGGUGUGUUGGUGUGUGUUGGGUCAUCUGUUGUGCCUCCUAACAAACAUGCAGAGGGAGAUUGGUGAGCUCUUGGUGAGUCUGUAUUCUUACAAUGAACAAUCCAGACUGCAGGAAAGUGUAUAGAAUCAUCCCCCUGAAAGAAGUAAAUAAAUAACCCGAUGUUGUGAGUUUUGGAUGUGCUUGCCCUUUCUUUCUGCAUGAUGCUUUGUUUUUCUUUAAACUUGCAUCCUGAUUAAAGAUGUAUUUGUGUUAUUUAUUUAUUUACUUUUUUUUAAUUUUUUUUUUGUAUAUUGGAAACCCUAUAUAAUUUCUUUCAUUUUCUUUUUGUUUGGGGGUAAAUUCAUCAAUCUUCUGGAUUUUUCUACAUGCAUAUCAUUUUGUAGGCAGCAAUAUGAGAUGUGAUGGAAAUGAACUUAUGUGCAAUGUUGAAAAUUAAAAAAGCAAAACAUAAUAUAUUAAAUAAAAAACAAAGA
This is a messenger RNA of Myxocyprinus asiaticus (Chinese sucker), 9561 nucleotides long. Its product is annotated as potassium voltage-gated channel subfamily A member 1-like. Gene Ontology annotation, molecular function: potassium ion binding; protein binding; delayed rectifier potassium channel activity. The record is from RefSeq and is a predicted model, not a curated record. Gene Ontology annotation, cellular component: membrane; voltage-gated potassium channel complex. The transcript has 3 exons. Gene Ontology annotation, biological process: protein homooligomerization; potassium ion transmembrane transport. The coding region runs from base 346 to 2325 and encodes 659 amino acids. Lineage: Eukaryota; Metazoa; Chordata; Actinopteri; Cypriniformes; Catostomidae.